GGUUGCUCGUGGAAGCGCAGACAUUGGGAUUGAGAGUCAUCGUUUCCAUAGAAACAUUUUGGACAGAAAGACAAAAUGGCGACUUUCGUGAGACUGAUGGAAUCAAGGGGAAAAGUUGUCGAUCAGUUAUUCGAAAAUAAGAGAGAUGCCGAGGAUCACAGAAAUAAAGAAUUCCUGGCUGCGCUUAAAAUCCAAAGUUGGUUUAGAGGAACUAAAGUUCGAGCUUACUUGAGAUUUCUCCAUUAUUGUGCCACCACAGUGCAAAGACAUUUCCGGGGACACAAAGGCAGAGAAAUAUACAGACAGAUUGUACAGGAAAAAGUAGCCAUGAUGCGCACUGAUUUCUUUAACAAGCAAGCAACACUGAUUCAGAAAUUAUGGAGAGGUUAUUAUGUUCGUAAAUAUAUCUACAAUUACUACAGUCGUAAGAGGUAUUUGGAAGGAGUUGUGAUCAAGAAUGAAGUAGUUCGGAAAGAGUUGGAGGAGUUUGCUCUUAAAUCAAAACAAGAAAAGGAACGGAAAAGGGAAAUGGAAGAAAAGCUUGCAAAAGAGGAGAAAGCAAGAAAAACACAUUAUUACAUCAGCACUCAUCAAAUCCCUGGAGUAUACAACUCACCCUUUUUCCCACCACAACCAUCAGCAAAAGAGAUUGAGUUGAGGAAUGCAAGACCUUUAAGCCGCAGAAGCCGGCAGAAGCUGAAAUCAGAUGCAGCACAGAUUCUUGAUCAAUCUCGAAGUGUUAAAAUUGUUACAAGGGAGUCCAAGACUGUGCCUCUUCCUCCAAUAUCUAUGAAGUCAACCGCAAAAGUACAAGGUCCAUUCCGUACUCCAAAUGAGGUGUGGCAGCAGAGACACAAACCUCUAAAUCCAACAUUAAGAGUGGCCACUUCUUACCUCUCAGCAGAGGAUGCAAGAGCUGACAUGAAAGCUGAUGAAUGGGUAACAAGACUGAUAGAUGAUAAGUUUGUUCCAUGUACUCAUCGAGAGCGCCCUUAUGAACCUCUACUACACACAACGUCACAGUAUGGAAGUCUUCCUUAUGGAACAAAGCAUUUCAGAGAAGAAAACGUAGACAGACAUAUCACGCCUUCGAGAUUUCAAACAGUGGCAUCGCCGAUUCCAAUCUUCGAGCAGUUUGGGAAAACGUACUGAUGUUGAACAUAAUACUACAAUAUUUAAAUAGCAGGUUACCACUUAAAAUGCAGAUGAUGGUUACUAUUUCGGCUUCAAAGUGGUUCGUGUAAAAUAUAGAAAUCGAAGUAGGUUCUAUUUUUCAAAAAAUCUCUCCAUUAAUUUUUUUGUUUUAUUUUUUAAUUUUAUCAUUCUAGUCUACGUUUUCUUCCAUAUUUGUGUUAAGUAGUUGUGCUUCUGCAUCUUUUUUUAAUCUGUUAUUAGUCAAAGCGAAAAUUGAACUUAAAACUUGUCGUGGCGAAUUCUCCUUUGUAAAUAUUCACUGUGAUGGGUCGCGUUUUUACAGUUAAAUUGUAAAAUACGCGAUGCGAAACUGAUAACGAAAAUAAAAUCAUGAUUAAUUAUUUGAA
Molecule: messenger RNA, 1541 nt
Organism: Pocillopora verrucosa
Lineage: Eukaryota; Metazoa; Cnidaria; Anthozoa; Scleractinia; Pocilloporidae
Product: spermatogenesis-associated protein 17
Molecular function (GO): protein binding
Source: RefSeq, a predicted model, not a curated record